Molecule: messenger RNA, 1326 nt
Organism: Arachis duranensis
Lineage: Eukaryota; Viridiplantae; Streptophyta; Magnoliopsida; Fabales; Fabaceae
Product: serine/threonine-protein phosphatase 7 long form homolog
Exons: 3
Coding region: 1-1326 (441 amino acids)
Biological process (GO): meristem maintenance; meristem development
Source: RefSeq, a predicted model, not a curated record
AUGCCGCCGGAUCGGUACAAUCCAAUAGCGGAGGGGUUUUUACGGGACACCGGUUUUUAUUAUGUUUCACAUAUUGGAGUUGUCCAAUGUCAGGCGGCAUUGGUUAAUGCUCUGAUUGAGAGAUGGCGCCCCGAGACUCACAGCUUCCAUUUUCCGGUUGGUGAGUGUGCUGUGACACUAGAGGAUGUGGCGUUAAUUUAUGGUCUUCCGACGAAUGGUUUGCCAGUUACGGGACCGACACUGAGUAGUUAUGAGGCAUUAGAGGCUGAAUGCUUGGAUCAGUUUGGUGUUGCACCUAGGCAGGCAGACUGUAGGGGAAGUUUCAUCAAGUUGACGUGGUUUCGAGCAUUGAAGGAUCGGUUAGUGUUGGUUGAUGAUAUCCAGAUUCAGAGGUACGUGAAGUGCCACAUAAUGUUAUUGUUUGGAACCGUUAUGUUUGGAGAUAAGUCUGGAGUAGGGGUGCACUGGAAGUUUCUCCCAUUACUCCGUAACUUUGCCGGGAUAAUACAGUUCAGUUGGGGUUCGGCAUGCCUGGCACACCUGUACAGAGCUUUGUGUAGGGCAACUCGUGUCGACUGUAAGGAGAUUGAUGGUCCGUUGACACUCUUGCUUGCCUGGGCUUGGAUCCGCCUACCGUUCCUUGCGCCGAUUCCUAGCAAUCCUCGAAUCUUUCCGAUUGCAAAAAGAUUGAGGAAACUUGAGCAUUUUAGGGGAUACCUGGAUGCUCUGCAAGAAGGACAGUUUGUUUGGGAGCCUUAUGCAAUUGGAAGGACCGAUCCGGAAGUGAUUCCUCCUGACAUCCGUCAGCAUUCUGCUAUUUGGAGUGCCACAGUUCCACUUAUAUCUUUUGAAUGUGUUGAGUGGCAUGCAUCUGAUAGACUGAGGAGGCAGUUUGGCUUCACUCAGGGUAUUCCUGAUCAGGAGCGAGACCUAGGUGAAGCACACGGCGAAGUUUUGACAGGUCCGAAGAAUCAGGAUUGGUCUGGAACCCACUCAUCCUGGGUUAUGCAGUGGACGAACCGGUAUAGUCUAGUUCUUGUCGAUGACACGGUGCCCUCACAGCAUCAGGCAAAUAUCUACUUGCAUUGGUACCGAGGUGCAUUUGGUGACCACUUGCAGCUGUCACAGAUGGAACCGCAAGAUAAUCAGCCUGGUGAUCCUAUUCAUAACCAGGAGAACCAAGACCCACAAUCACCGCAACAACCAUUGCCACCACAACCACCAUCGCCACGGCCACCACCACCGCCCCCUCACAAACACAGGCACAACAAGAGCCUGAGCAGUUCACUCCAUACAUUCCUGACACGCAUUCUGCGGAUUACCUGA